Molecule: messenger RNA, 4007 nt
Organism: Fopius arisanus
Lineage: Eukaryota; Metazoa; Arthropoda; Insecta; Hymenoptera; Braconidae
Product: Myocardin-related transcription factor
Exons: 8
Coding region: 27-3695 (1222 amino acids)
Biological process (GO): positive regulation of transcription by RNA polymerase II
Cellular component (GO): nucleus
Molecular function (GO): transcription coactivator activity
Source: RefSeq, a predicted model, not a curated record
CGGUGAGGUCACAAGGUCAUCACAGAAUGCCUGAGCCGAGGGCAAAGCGCUGCAAACACUGUGACGAGUCUAGCCACAGGUUGGACAGCGGCUCCCCAUUCUGGAGGAUACAGUUGGAUCAGGACCUCCUGGACACUAUAAGCGCUAUUUACCCCGAGUGGUUCAAGGAUUACACGAACAACAGAACCACCGCAUCAUCAUCAAUCUCAGCAUCCUUCAACGGAAAUCACUUAAAUAACGACGAGCCCUCUAAAUCAAACACCCAAAAUCCCAGUAUUCUAAUUGACAAUCAGUCCAACAAACUCAGUAAAAUCGAGAGCAAGACCAAAUCCAAGGCGAAGCGAAUUGAGGUACUCAGGGAGAAACGAGAGAAACGUGAAGCUAAAGAGGACAGAGAUCGUUUAGAGAGCAGCAAGAAAACGGGAAAACGAUACGAAAGAACAGCAGAGGGUAGUUUGACAACUGGAAGAAAGUCGUUAGGUGUUGACAUAUCACAAAUAUCCACUUCGGUGGCGGAAACAACAAAAAUGGCUGAGAGCAAUCGAUCUUCACCGCCUAAAGCGGAAGUUGACGAUUCACCACUGCAGCAUGAUCGUAACAAAGAAUCUUUGAAGGUGAAAUUGAUGCUCAGGCGACCGUACAAUCAACUCGUUGCCCAAGGCAUUAUGCCACCUUUGAAAACUCCACCAGGAUUUCAUGAGCAACGCAAACAGCUGGAACGUGCCAAGACAGGUGAUCUGUUGAAAGCGAAGAUUCAGCAGAGACCGGGAAGAGAUGAACUUGUGAGACAACACAUCCUCGAGGACGUGGGUCAUGUAGAUCCCAGUCUGGCGGAGAGGCAGCGGAUGCUGAAGAAGGCAAGACUUGCUGAUCAGCUCAACGAUCAACUUAGUCAUCGACCUGGACCCCUUGAACUCAUACAGAAAAAUAUUUUGCAUACUGAAGAGCCCAUUGAAAGGGCGGUUAAAGAGGGUCACAUUCCCUUCAAACCGACGUGCGAGGGUCAGGUGAACAAACCCCAACCUCCAGAUCACUACAUCACCUUCGAGGACGACUCCCAGAGCUCUGAAGGUGCACCCUCACCUCCUCUGGAGGGCCGAACUGAUGUUCUGGAGACUGCAGCAGCAUCCGCUGGAAUCGUCACGGUUUCUCUAAGUAUUCCAACAACUGGUGGUGCUGUUGUCGUCUCCUCGGCUUCACCCGUCUUUCAACAGACCAAUGGAGAGCCAACGAUACAAACGUUUGCAGAAUUAUGUAAUUCGGUCGUUGGCAAUCAACACACCCAACUUCCAACAUCACAGGCGAGUCAAACAAAUGGCCCAACAGCAACAUUAUUACCCCUGGCACCAGCGCCUAGUCCCAUGUCACUUGGCUCGACGACAUCCAGCCUCUCUCCCCUAUCAAAUAUAUCAAUAGCAUCACCACCAGCUCCACCCGCAGCAAUAACCCCACGUCCACAAGCCAGUCCAAUAGCCACAACAUGCCAAAGGAGUGAUGCACCUGGAAAAGACAAGAAUAGAAAAAAAUCCAAAACCAAGAGUCAACCAAAAACACGAACCAUCAAAUUUCACGAGUACAAGGGACCUCCAAACGCCCAAAAGACUUCACCUCCGUCGGUUCAGCCCGGCCUAAACUCAGCUGCCCACAACGAGACAAGCUACGAAAUAAUGCUCCAACAACAGCAGCUCUUCCUCCAGUGGCAACUCGAAUGUCAACACCAACUACCUCGAAUAAUCCUCCCAGCCACGCAAAAACCUCUCUCCCUCACCAGCAGUGGUGCAUCUGAUGCUGGUAGUGUCAGUGGUGGAAGUGUUAACAAUCCAUCCCCAGCUCCAUCAAAUUCCUCCAACAAUCCUGGAGAGCAGCCCCCAUUACGACCCCUAGGAAAAUUGGAAGAUAUGAAGGUGAGUGACCUCAAAGUGGAACUGAAGAGGCGAAAUCUACCAGUUUCAGGGUCAAAACCUCAACUGAUUGAACGAUUGAAGCCCUUCACCGAGAUCUCCACAGCCAACUCCAACUCAAGUGGUCCCCACGUAACACACAUGGGUCACAUCCUGAUGGAUACCCCAGGUCCAAUGGCAUCGGAUGACUCCAGUUUGCAUGCCAAAAGUCCAAGUUCUUCCAUAAAGGACGAGCCCAACAGUCCCAGAACAGAUUCUCCCCACAACAGUGAGCACGAUGAUCCAUCGAGUCCAGCAGGUGACGAUAUAAUUAAAGAGCAGCAGAAGAAAAUCGAAGAGCUCCAGAGAGAGGUCUACAGAUUCAGGCAACAAUUGCGUCAGAAUCCCCAGAUGCGUCAAACUCAGCCAGCAAGAGCAGAUAAACUCUACUUGCAACAUCACAUUCAUCAUAAGAUGCAGCAACAACAACUGGCCAUUCAAAUGCAGCAGCUGCAGCAUCUUCAACAGCAACAGCUGCAACAGCAGCAGCAGAACCAACAGCAGCAACAAACCCAACAGAGCCAGCAUGCUGCUUUCCAACAGUUGAAUGCAAAGGCUUCUCUCGCUGCAUUCCUACAAUCACAGCCUAACAAUACUGCGAUACUCGAUUCUGCAACUCUCACAGCCAUAAAUAACAAGAAGAAUAAUGUAAAGAAUAAUACCACAGUGCAACUUCCAGCUGCUAUUGUCCUCAAUCUUGCUAAACCCACCAAGAUAAAUGGCUCUCUCCUGGGUGCAUUGGUUGCCGCUCAAGCGCAUCAACAGGUACAGCAGCAAAUCCCAACUACAACAAUUGGAAGUACUACGACGACGACGACAACAACAACAGCACCAAAAUCUGAGGAGAAACCUCCUCCAGAGUACGAUGAAGCUGCUAAGCUGCUGAAAGUGAAGAUUGAACCAGUACAAAAGAGCCACAUUAAGAGUCAAGUGGUUGAUGAUGUUCUAGAGAUAUUGAUAAAGAAUGGUGAACUGCCACCGAGUGCUGCACAAGAUCCAGCAACUCCAACAACACCAAAUCGUCAGCUACAACAGAAUCUGGUAUUCACAGCUCCUGCUGAUAGCCCAGGACUUGUAUUUGCUGGCAGUCCGAUUAGCCCGAUGGCCAUGGAUGUUAGUCAGAGUGGCUGUCCCAAUUCUCCAGUACCUCCACCACCACCUCCGCCACCUCUGCCUCUGGCUUCAUUCUCAGUGCAAUUACCAAGUGCAUUACAACAGGAGAGACAGACUCAACAUCAGGAAAAUGAUAUCCCCUCUUUCACUGCUGAUCUACUGAGUUCUGAUGCCGAACUCGAUGCAGCAAUGCUAUUGAGUCCCCAGAGUGUUCAGCAAGGCUCACCGGAUCCUCAACCUCCUCAAGAAGUCACAAGUUCUAAUAGCAAUUUGGAUCUUAAAGAGCUAGGACUAGAUCUGGAGACCUUGGAUACCAUGGACUUUGGACAGCUAGAUGGUGAUCUUGUCGUAAAGAUGGAGAGUGUACCUCAGGAGUUGAUGGACAUUGGUGACAUGUCUAUGGACAUGGAUGAUUCUGAUUGGUUGGACUCGUUGAUGCAUCAGUCCUCACCGACUUUGACAAGUACAAUGCAUCAUCAUCCUUCUCCACCCUCCUCUACCCAACAUAUCAGCAAUGAUAUUUACGAUCCACUUCUUGCUAAUAGUCACGAUCCCUUCGAUUUCUUGAAUAUGGAGGACUCGGAUUUCAAGAUGUCAUCGGAUCUAACACUCAUUUGGGACAAAGGAGAUUAUGCUACUUAGCCUGAGGACUUUAGUGAAAUGUGGCCUUAUCUUUGUACUUAGUGGAGUGAAGUGACUCGUCUGUUUUUAAUUUUAAGAUGAGUAUAACUAAAAAACUCGCUACUUGUCGAACAGUGUCCGAUAAUAAAGUAAUGGUUCACCAAUUACGGGGGACAUCAGUGUACUUAAUGAAGAGCUUACUUGAUGGUUUAUUAAAUCUUCAAGCAGGACCUAAUUAUGUUAAGGUUUUAAUAUAUAGUAUGGAGAGACGAGGUUGAAUAAUGAGCUAUACAGAUGAAACAAUGUAUAUUGGACCAAGAGUGUUUCUGAGUG